Molecule: messenger RNA, 5792 nt
Organism: Epinephelus moara (kelp grouper)
Lineage: Eukaryota; Metazoa; Chordata; Actinopteri; Perciformes; Serranidae
Exons: 7
Coding region: 27-1985 (652 amino acids)
Source: RefSeq, a predicted model, not a curated record
AGAAGGCUCGAACGGCAACAACAAACAUGGAGGUUCCUCCGUACGGCUUCACUCCGGAGCGGUACUGGACGGAGGAGAAGGAGAGGGCGCUCAUUGCCUUUUUCUCCAAGCACAGCUGUCUGUGGAACCACAAGUCAGAGAGCUACAAGAACCGCCAGCUGCGAUGGAAAACCCUGGAGCACCUGAGGAUCCUCCUGUCAGCUCACCCCCCACCUGUUCCUUUCUCAGUGGAAGACAUUAAGAACAAGUUCAAGAACCUUCGCACCACCUUUCAGCGGCAGUACAAAAUGGUAAAGGCGAGUAAAGUGUGCAGGUCGGACGACGUGUUCGUGCCGCAGUGGAAGCACUACCAGCAGCUGAUGUUCCUGCGGGGCUGCUGGGACCAGGACGACGGCUCCUGCGAACCGCCGCUCUCGCCGCUGUCUGUUCCACAGGAGGAGAACCAGCCUGUCCUCAACUCCCCAGGGCUGAUCAUCUCCUUCCUCCCCAACCCUUCCACCUCCUCACCUUCCUCAUCGUCGUCCUGCAUCCCCGCCAACAUGAUGAUUAAAUGUUACUGGACUGAAGAGAGGGAGCGAGUGCUGAUAGCCUUCUACUCUGAGUACAGCUGUCUCUGGAACAAGAAGUCGGAAAACCACAACAACCGUCAGCUCAGGCUGCGGCUGCUGGAGGACCUGAGGAGCCAGCUGUCCAACCACUCAGUGACGUUCUCAAUUGAAGACGUGAAGUGCAAGUUCAAGAACCUGCGGACAGUUUUCAACCGUGAGUACAAGGCGGUGCAGGCGAGCAAAGCAUCUGACAAACCCUACGUGUCCAAGUGGAAACACUACCAGCAGCUGCUCUUCCUCUGCGAGUCCUGCGAAGAGGACGACAGCCAAGACGACCUGCAGAUCCUCACGCCACAGGAGGACAAGGAUCUGGAACAUGGAAACCAAACGCCCUCCUCCACCCUGAGCAGCUUCUCCUCCAGCUCCACCCAAAUCAACGUCAGGUUCAACAACUGCUCCGCUCCCUCCAGCGACGAUGCCAAAACCAGCGCCGCGUACCAAAUCUUCCUCUCUGAGUCUUCAGAUAAUCUCAGGCUAGUGAGCCAAACAGCUGCUGCCACACUCCCUGCCUCUCCGUCUACGUCACUGCUGGACACCAAACCUUGUACCUCUCCUCUGAAUUUCUCUGGUUCAGUUCAGCCCGACAGCAGACUGAGCGUCGACUCUCGCUGCCACUGGAACGAGGCCAAAGUCCAGCAGCUCAUCUCGUUUUACUCAGAGCACAGCUGUCUGUGGAACCACAAGUCAGAGAGCUACAGGAACAGGCUGUUGAGACAGAGCCUGCUGGAGACGCUGAGCAACCUGCUGUCUGACAACGAACCAGUUCCAUUCUCAGUGGAAGACAUAAAGACAAAAUUCAGGAACUUGCGAACAAUCUUCCAACGUGAACACAAGGCGGUGAGCUCAAACAAAACGUGUGGUUCGGAGGACUUUUACCUUCCAAAGUGGAAACACUACCGAGACCUGAUGUUCCUCUGCGACUCCUGCGACGAGGACGAGCGUCCCGACGAACUCCACUUCAGCCAACCGCAGGAGUCCGCUCUCCUCCACCUGGACACCCAAGUCGUUAGCAGCCAUUACCACGGUGCCAACCACACUGCUACCAAACUGAACAUCACAUCACGGAACCUUGAAGCACCUCCUUCGCCUACUCCCCCAGACUCUCGGCACUCCUCGCCCUCGUCCUCGCCCUCCACGUCUUCCUCUCACACUGACAGCAGAGUGUCAGGACGGAAGCGAGCGAGCCGUCGCCUCCCGCCCCCCAGCAGCGAGGUGCUGGACUUCAUGAGGACGUUAUGUCAAAGCCAGAUGGUGUCGCCACAUGCUGGGUUUCUAAAGUAUGUGGAGGAGUGUCUGAACGAGACGCCGCCAGGCAAAGUGAAAAAACUGAAGAAGAGGAUAAUAGAGACGAUCCACAGCGUGUCAGAGGAGGUUUAGUUCUCACAGUUUGUAAAGCUCAAGUCAGUCUCACUGGGGUUUUGUUUUUUUCUUCAACCUAAGUCUUAGCUUCCUUAUGGCGAUGACAACAUGACUCAUCAGCUGUCAUCUCAUUCCACAUUGGACCUUGUUAGAAACCUGUAUGAGGUUCAACAGGGUCAGCGUCUGUCUCCAACAUCUCUGCAACCCAGUUAGUGAUGAGAAUACUGUCAGAAAGCCCUCUAUAUAUAUCGUGUGGCAGUAUUGCUUCAGACAGACUGAGCUCUAAUUGGAGAGAGCAAAGACGCCACACAUACUAAACCUUUCAGCAGCCUUUGGUGUUGUGUAGCUGAGACUUUACACCUCACAGAUAGACUCUGAAGUUCAAUUGCUCUGAGCUUUUACCUUCUGGGUCAGUGACAUUUCGGGAUGAAACUAAGGGUGCUUCUACACCUGCCCUGUUUGGUUCAGUUCAGUCGAACUCAAGUUUGUUUCCCCCUCAGUGCGGUUCGUUUGGGCAGGUGUGAACACAACAAUCACACUCAGGUGUGCACCAAAACAACCGGUCUGUCUCGGUCACUUAUAGGCGUAUAUGCUGCCCCAUAAGGCUUGGAGGAAUUGCAUCCCCACAAAAAUUAAUAUCAUCACAUUUUCAGAAUUUGCAUUGACUUGACUACCAAAGCAUCACUUCUUGUACAAUCCCAAGAAACUAACGAGACGAUGGCCGUCCACAAUGUGACCUUAAUUUGACAAGGGAUAAAUGAAAGUCUAGCUUAUUGUUUCAGAGUUCCCAGCACUGUAAAACGCCACCUUAAAAUUGCAACACAAUCUUUGCAGUAAGACCUCAGCAUGGCUGAAUGUCAGCUGUCAGAUCGGGCUGCCAGCUUUGUCAAUAUGCAGAUCGUAAAGAGUGAAACUUACCAACUGCAGCACCUUAAAGUGACACUACAGUCUUUGCUGGAAUAUCACAGAAAUUACAUUCAGCUAUUUCUAGCAUAGAAAGUAAGAAACACAACUAAAGGUCUGUCCCAAUACUAACAACACUGAUGUGCACGUUCAGGCACCGAAAUAUGCCAACACACAGUACACCCAAAGGGUAAGUUAAGUAUUUUCCAACUCUGUUUUCCCUGUUACCCUGUUUUGCACUUUUGCACUGUCAAUUUAAGUCCACUGAAGUGCUUUUUUAUCACUGACAGGCUCGGACUGUUAUUUUAGGUGUCUCACAAUUUCUGGAAAGGAUCCCUACAGAGAUAGAGCUUUAUGUUGAGGAGUAAGAUCUUUUUGUUUAACCAGAAACAGCCCUGAAAAUCACUGUUGUAAAACCCACCAGACUGCACUGAAAUUAAGUCAUUUUAUCCUCAUUACACACACUUCAUUUGAAGUGGACAGAAACAAAAUAAGAGUCACAAAAGUUGCCUCUGUUUGUGUCUCCACUGUUGCAACAAUCACCAACUCUGGUUUGGUUGAAAUUAACCCUUAAUUCACCCAGUUAGAUGUGAAAACAUGCUGCCUCUAUACACACUAACAUGACUGUUUAAAUUGAGUCUGGUGGGUUUGGUGAUGGUGGUAUCGGAGCUGUUUCUGAUCGAACAAAAAUAAUCUUACUUUUACAAAAAACAGUUUAACUCUGUAGGGAUCCUUUCUAUAACGAUGUCAGACACUUCUCAAUCUGAUCCUGUCAGUAACAAAAACAAACUUUUAGUGGACGUACGUUGACGGUAAAUAUUGUCCCGAGUGAUUAAAUUGCAGCCUUUAAGGCUAAACUAUCCAUUUUACUUUAAUAACAUGCUAACAGCAUAUGCUAAUGCGACUGCUUGCAUGUUAACAGCACUAAUGCUAACAUUUGUAGCAUUCCCACUUUACAUUCAUUCACUAAUAAUUAAUAUUUAAUAAUGUUUAGAUAUCACAAAGAAAUCUAAUUUACAUACAUGAACGAUAAUAAUUAGAAGGUCAUUACAUAUGUUUAGACCAGGGGUUGGCAACCUUUACUAUCAAAAUUUUUAAAAAUCUGUCUGGAGCUGCAAUAUAUAUAUGUGGCUUAUAAUGACGGCAACACAGACUAUUUAAUCCAAAUUAGUCUAUAAACAUUCCUAAUAGGUCUAAAUUAGCAUUCAUCAAUAUGUUUUACAACAAAAUAGUUACUCUGCAGUGGACUAUUUAUAAUUUUUUGGUAUUUAAACUUUGCAGCGUUUCUCUGUUUUCCUCCAAGACGCUUUCUUUUUCUUUUUUGGAUUUGGAAUCAAUAGCUAGCCUUGUUAAAGUGACUCAAGCUCAGCCAUCGCUGUUGAGAUUCGGCAAAUUUUCGGAAAAGGCACCAGGCCGUAGACGUAUGACGCACACAGUUGAUGAAAUGCUAAAACUUUUUUUUUAUUCAGUGUGUAGGCUGUGUAGGCAUUUAAACAACUGGAAAAUGUAAGAAUCACUUAAGGGCCUCAACAGUGAUGAACGAAAAUUAAAAUGUUAAGAAAAAAUAAUAUUAAUUUCUAUAUAAUUUGUUGUCAAAGACACAGGGAGCCAAUGGAGAAGGGUUAAAAAGCUGCAGAUUGCCUACCCCUGAUUUAGACUGUCAGAAUGCUAGCAUUAGCAAGUUAGCUCACUAUGCUACACUCUGGAAUAUUGACUUGCCAAAGGUAAUGCUAAUAUUAGCAUGUUAGCAUGUGUAAGGUUAGCAUCUCUGCCACGAUGGAGGCUUCCUGUUAUGAAACAAAGUGUUUGACAAGUGGACAUUUUUAUCUGUUGGUGGAGCUAGAAGAAAAGUCAGUGUGUCACCAAGGCCAUGUCAGUCUGAGCCACGUUGAGCUAACGCAUCUUGGUAUGGAUACCACUUUCAUUGGUGAAGCCACAACUGAAUUAACCUAAAGACAAUAGAUGGACAUACCGGUGUUCUUAAAGCACUACAGUAUCUUAAAUUUGUUGCCAAAACUUCACCAGAGGGCCUCCCCAUAAACAAAUAAUAAAUAAUAAAUUGCACAAGACUAGGAAAGAUGGACAAAAAUUCAACGUCAGCUUCAUUCCCUGUGCUGAAAUUACACUUUUGUGCCACUGUGUUGUUUUAAAUGUCACAGUGACGAGAUUCAUUCCACCAUUUAAAAUGAGGGUUUAUAUAAAUGCAGAUUUAAAGACACAUGUUUUAAUAUUUAGGGCUGCAUUUACAGAGUGUUACACUUUUGUUUUCUGAAGAAAAUUCAGAGAAUAUGUUCGAACAAUGAUCUGACUUGUCAUAUGCCCCUUUUAUUUAUUUUAGCUUCAGCAUUUAUAGGAUAAAAUCUGCAGUUUUGGAAAUGUCGAGUUGGAAGACCUGCAGAGAAAGUAAUCAGAUUUAAAUGUGCUCAUCUUCAUCAUUUAACACGUUGUGAUGCUAACGGGCGAUUAUAACAUCUAAGUACUGUAACUUCUUUUAAUCAGAAGUCUGAAACUGUUACUUUACCUUUUUUAUUCCCAACUUGUUUUAUUAGUUUUCUAAUUAUCAGCUGCUGCACAGCUACAGAAAAUAUUUAAAGUUUGCAGAUCUUCAAGUAAUUGUCUUUAAAAAAAAAUCUAUGCAUGUAAAGAUUUUUAAAUGUUUCUGUUCUUAUUCAGUGUCAAACAUUUGGGUUUUGGUUAAAAUCUUUUAAAGCAAUAACGAUUAUUUUUUUAUGACUUGCACAUUUAUAUAAGAAUGAUUUAUAUUCUUUUAUCUGUUUGGUGUUUGCACAUGUUGGUUUAAAGUUGACUCAGUGCCUUAUCAGAAUCACUUUAACUGUAUUUGAGUAAACGUGCAGGAAUUUGUCUUUGCCUUUAUAUGUAAUAUAAAAUAUAUUAUUCAGUGUACAGAAUAAAGAGCAGGGG